Molecule: messenger RNA, 6834 nt
Organism: Vicugna pacos (alpaca)
Lineage: Eukaryota; Metazoa; Chordata; Mammalia; Artiodactyla; Camelidae
Source: RefSeq, a predicted model, not a curated record
AGCAGAGGACGGGGCGCUGGCGACCCCGAGAGGGAGGGAGCAGGCGGGCCCCAGCUCGGCGCAGCUGCCUGGACACCUUGGGUUUUGGGGCGGGGGAGCCCCGGCGACUGCGAACAUGGACCCCGUCGCGGGAGCCUUUCUCAGGAUGCUCUUUCUUUUGUCUGCUCGGCCGUGGAGCACAGGAGUAGCAGGGAAUACUUAUAACUGUGAUGCUCCUCUGGCGUCCUCCUUGCCCCGGGCUGCCUUCAGCAGCUCCUCAGAGCUGUCCAGCAGCCACGGUCCUGGCUUUGCAAGUCUUAACCGCAGAGAUGGAGCCGGUGGCUGGUCUCCACUUGUGUCAAAUAAAUACCAGUGGCUGCAGAUUGACCUUGGAGAGAGAAUGGAGGUCACAGCUGUGGCCACUCAGGGAGGAUAUGGGAGCUCCGACUGGGUGACCAGCUACCUCCUGAUGUUCAGUGAUGGUGGGAGGAACUGGAAGCAGUAUCGGCGAGAAGAAAGCACCUGGGGUUUUCCAGGAAACACAAAUGCAGACAGUGUGGUGCAUUACAGACUCGAGCCUCCUUUUGAAGCCAGGUUCCUGCGCUUCCUCCCCUUGACGUGGAACCCCAGGGGCAGGAUCGGGAUGCGGGUCGAAGUGUACGGCUGUGCCUACCGAUCUGAGAUGGUUAGUUUUGAUGGGAAAAGUUCCCUGCUGUACACAUUUCAUCAGAAAUCCAUGAAUUCAACCAAAGACGUUAUUUCUCUGAAAUUUAAAACCAGACAGAACCACGGGAUUCUACUCCACAGAGGAGGACAGAAUGGUAAACACAUCACACUGGAGUUAGUUAAAGGAAGACUCAUCUUGCUCCUUCACGCAGGCGAUGCUAACCCGCCCUCCCCCGAGGCCCUCGCGCUGGGCAGCCUGCUGGACGACCAGCACUGGCACUCUGUCCUCCUCGAGCUCUUCAACACGGACGUCACCUUCUCCGUGGACGGCCACACUCAUCGCUUUCAAGCGAAGGGAGAGUCCAGCUAUUUGGACCUGGAUUAUGAGAUCAGCUUUGGAGGGACUCCUGGACGUGGAAAAUCAGUGAUGCUCCCGCAUAAAAACUUUCAUGGCUGCUUUGAAAAUCUCUAUUAUAAUGGAGUGGAUAUCAUUGAUUUGUCCAAGAAACACAACCCACAGAUCCUCAUCACGGGAAAUGUGUCCUUCUCCUGCUCACACCCUCAGACCGUCCCUGUGACUUUUCUGAGCUCCAGGAGUUACUUGGCUCUGCCAGGCAUCUCCGGAGAGGACCGCGUGUCCGUCAUCUUCCAAUUUCGAACGUGGAACAGAGCAGGACUCCUGCUGAGCAGCCAUUUUCAGCACCGGUCGGGAGCUCUCAUCCUGGUCCUCAGUGAUGGAAGACUCAAGCUGAGCCUCUCCCAGCCUGGACAUCCAGUGAGGGACGUCACAGCAGGUGCUGGCUUAAAUGAUGGGCAGUGGCAUUCUGUGUCCUUAUCUGCAAAAGGCACUCAGCUGAGUGUGACGGUGGACGGUGAGGCAGCCUCCGUGGCUCAUGCCCUGCGGGGGCAGAUUGACUCAGGCGACACCUAUUACUUGGGGGGCUGUCCCGAUAACAGCUCUGGCUCUGGAUGCGCAAGUCCCGGUGGAUUUCAGGGCUGCCUGAGGCUCAUCUCCAUUGGUGACAAAGCGGUGGAUCCCAUCUCAGUACAGCAGGGGGCGCUGGGGAGCUUCCGUGACCUCCAGAUAGACACCUGUGGCCUCACAGACAGGUGCCUGCCCAGCUAUUGUGAACACGGGGGCGAAUGUUCCCAGUCCUGGGACACCUUCUCCUGCGACUGCGCACACACUGGUUACACGGGAGCAACCUGCCACUCCUCGCUGUACGAGCAGUCGUGUGAAGCCCACCGGCACAGAGGAGACUCUUCGGGGCUCUACUACAUUGACUUGGACGGAAGUGGCCCGCUGGGACCGGCCCUCGUGUAUUGCAACAUGACAGACACCGCCUGGACCUCAGUGCAGCAUAACGGCUCCCACUUGGUCAGAGUCAAAGGAUCGAAUGGAGAAAGCCCCCAUCCAGUGUUUUUCAAGUAUGCAGCCGGCAUGGACCAGCUCCAGGCCGUAACUGACCACGCAGACCGCUGCGAACAGGAGCUGACUUUCCACUGCAAGAAGUCAAGGCUUUCAACUGGCCACGAUGGAACCCCAGUGAGCUGGUGGGUUGGAAGAACCAAUGAAACACACACUUACUGGGGAGGUUCUCUGCCUGAUGCUCAAAAAUGUACUUGUGGAUUAGAGGGGAGCUGCAUUGAUUCUCAAUAUCACUGCAACUGUGAUGCUGCUCGCCAUGAAUGGACCAGCGACACGGUGGUCCUUUCCCAUAAGGAGAAGCUGCCGGUCACUCAGAUUGUGACGAGAGACACGGGACGACCACAUUCUGAAGUGGCUUAUGCACUGGGGCCUCUGCUCUGCUCAGGGGACAAGUCAUUUUGGAAUGCGGCUUCCUUCAAUACCGAGACCUCGUACCUUCACUUCCCUACGUUCCGAGGAGAGCUCACUGCGGAUGUGUCUUUCCUUUUUAAGACCACAGCAUCCUCUGGGGUGUUUAUAGAGAAUCUGGGGAUCACAGACUUCAUCAGGCUCGAGCUGCGGGCUCCCGCAGAGGUGACCUUUUCCUUCGACGUGGGGAAUGGGCCUUGUGAGGUCACGGUGGAGGCCCCCACUCCCUUCAAUGACAAUCGGUGGCACCGUGUGAGGGCGGAGAGGAACGUCAAAGAAGCAUCGCUGAAAGUGGAUCAGCUCCCCAGCAAGACCCAGCCGGCCCCGGCUGACGGGCACGCCCGCUUGCAGCUCAACAGCCAGCUCUUUGUGGGUGGAACAGCCAGCAGGCAGAGAGGCUUCCUAGGAUGCAUCCGGUCUCUGCGGUUGAACGGGCUGGCCCUGGAUCUGGAAGAGAGAGCCACAAUGACACCAGGAGUGGAGCCAGGGUGUCCAGGACACUGUAGCAGCUACGGACACCUGUGUCGCAAUGGAGGGAGGUGCAGAGAAAAACGCAGAGGGAUCGCUUGCGACUGCACCUUCUCUGCGUAUGACGGGCCAUUCUGUGAGCAUGAGGUGUCUGCCUAUUUUGAAAGCGGCUCCUCGGUUACCUACAGUUUUCAAGAGCACUACAAUUACACCCUUAGUAAGAACUCCAGCUCCUUCGCGUCUUUACUGCGUGAGGACCUGACACUGACCAGAGACAUGGCCGCACUGAGCUUCCGGACCACGGGGACCCCCAGCUUACUGCUCUACGUCAGCUCCUUCCACGAGGAGUACCUGUCCGUUAUCCUCGCCCCGAACGGAAGUUUGCAGAUCAGAUAUAAGCUAGACAGACACCAGGAACCUGAUGUUUUUAACUUUGGUUUUAAAAACCUGGCUGAUGGCCAGCUUCAUCAGGUGAAGAUUAACAGAGAAGCAGCAGUGGUCUCUGUAGAGGUUAACCAGAAUACAAGGAGACAAGUCAUCCUGUCGUCGGGGACAGAAUUCAAUGCUGUCAAGUCCCUUGUGUUGGGGACGAUCUUAGGUCGCUCGGGACCAGCGGAUGAGGGCGAGCCCUUGGUGACUGCGGGCCGGAGGGACUCCGCGGUCAUCGGAGGUGUGAUAGCCGUUGUGAUAUUUAUCUUGCUCUGCAUCACUGCCAUCGCUAUCCGCGUUUAUCAACAGAGGUGGCUAUACCAAAAAAACGAAUCCAAUAUUCCCCAAAAUGGGGACAAUGCUGAGACUGCCCUGAAAAGUGAGCUCAACAUGCAAAGUGCAGCCAGCGAAAGCCAGAAAGAGUAUUUCUUCUGAUCAGCCGUGACUUACUUAUUACUAUGAUGAUGUGACUUUCUUGUUAAGCCAGGGGCUCCUGGUGGAGGAAACCCUCCUCUCGUCCUCCUGGGGUGGGCGCUGGGCGGGCAGCUCCAUCGGUUUGCUCACACGUGGUCCCUGGAGGCUCUGCUCAGUGCUCCUUCUUGAUCUAUUUAUUAGCAGUGACUUAGGUGUGCUUGUUAAUCACCGCUUGUCAGUUUCUGGCUGUUCUGACCUGAUCUUCUAAAACUGAAAUGUAUUUUGCAUAAUUACUUUGGGUUCUAAGUGGGAACAAGGAUUUGAGCUGUGGCCCUGCUCUCUUAAAAAUCCAACACGGAAGUUUAUAAAAGUCAAAUUUGGCCUCUCAUGUUUUGCGUUACAUGGAAACCUAACCUUCCUUAAUCGAUCACCUGCUGACAUUGAUCAACCAGGAAGUGCUUCUCAAAUGGUCUUCAGCUGCAUUUCCAUAUUCCUGUGAACCAGAGCCCAGUGGCCAAGAAUGCAUUAGAAACCUGGAAAAGAAAAGAAAAGAAACAUUUUGGGGGCUGAUUGGUUUUACUAUAUGUCUCUUUUAAAUCAGCUUUGAUACAUUUUAGUGAUGAAACGAGUGUUGAAUGUCAGAUAUGAAGAAAUUACAUAAAGUCCAGCUAUGAAACAGAAAAUUUGCAGGUAGAGAAACAUAAAGGAUUUCAGUGUGUGAUAAUAUGCUUAUUUAUGUUCUUUGUAAUUGGUCAGGAUACUCUUUGUAAACUAUAAUAAUGAUCACCUAAUGAUCUCACAGAAAUGAAUAUUUUCUAACUAAAUCUGUACCCAUAUAUAAAUUCCAUAUUUAUUGUUGGAAAUAUAUCCUGCAUCCACAUCUGAAUGAAAUGUAAUCUGAAAUUUAUUUCCUUUAUAUAUAGGGUGAUUUUUCUUUGUAGUCUUGUGGGGGUUUUUUUCCUGAAAGUUGUAACAGCUCUUUCAUUUCCUGUUACUGUCUGUUCAUUAGGGAAAAAGUCACAUUUUUUUUUAAUUUAAAAAAGAUUUUAAUUGAAAUACAGUCAAUUACAAUGUGUCAAUUUCUGGUGUACAACACAGUGUUCCAGUGUUGCAUAUACAUACAUAUAUUCAUUUUCAUAUUUUUUGACAUUUUGAACUAAAUCUCUCUGUUUCCCUUUCUACAUUUUGAGCCGAUCUAGGCAAGACAUCCCCUGAGUUACCCUCUCACCUAAUUACCACUAGGAAUACCAGUGGAAGAAUGCUUAUGCUAAAGGAAGAUGCAGGUUAUAUAAUCUGAACAAAAUCUGUCAUUCCAGUGAAGAUUCUGGGAUCUUGAGAUCUGUUUCCAACAGAGCACCCAAAAUCAACUAGUUCAUUUUAAGUAGGGUAUAUUCUAGGAGAGUGAAAAAAAAAAUCCUGUUAACUAUGGGAAUUGAUCCAGUAACUACUUUUGUGGCAGUGUCUUUAGAUGAUUGCAUGGAGUCACCAUUUGCACUGAAAAGCCGGUUGUAAUAAAAAUGGGCUGCCCGCUCCGUACCGCACCUGCCCUGUGCCUGCCAGGUACUUACUCUGACCACAGGGAAGGAGGCCACGUGACCGUGGAGGCUGAGACUGGAGUGGGGCAGCUACAAGCUGAGGAACACCAAGGACGGCUGGCCACCGCCAGAAGCCAAGAGGAAAUAAUGGAACAGAUUUUCCCCUCAAAGCUUCCAGAAAGAACCAAUCCUGUUGACACCUUGAUUUUGGAUUUCUGGUCUCCUAAAGUAUAAAAGAAUACAUUUCUUUUUUUUUUUAAGCCAAAAAAAAGAAAUUGGAACUGUAUGUGCUUAGCCUUGCUAUGACCUUUGAGUGUGUACCAACCUUUCUGUGUUCUUUUUUAAAGAGUGGGAAAAGAUGUCCUCUAUAUUGCCUUUUCUUAAAAAUUUUUUUCUAGUGCUUUUGUGUUAGUGUUUACAAAGUGUAACAGACCACCACAAAUUUAGUGACUUCGUGCAACCUAUACUUACUAUCCCCCACUUUCUGCGGUCAGGAGCUGGGCAGGGGUUCACUGAGACGUCUGCAAGGCUGCAGUCAGGUGUCUGUCCGGGCUGUGUUCUCAUCUGGAAGCUCAGCCGGGGACGGCUUUACCUCCUUGCUCCCAUGAUCACUAACAGCCUUCCAUUCCUUCCUGCUGGAGGGCUUAUGGAAGCUUAGUUCUUCAAGGCUAACAAGGGACAGGGGGGCUCCAGAGCAAGUCUGCUAGCAAUAGGGAGUCUACAGAGUGGAAUGUGAUCACAGGGGUGGCGUCCCAUCACAUUUGCCAUAUUCUGUCGGUCAGAAGCACGUCACAGGUCCCACCCAUACUGAGGGGGAAGGAUUAUAUGACUUGAGUCAGCAGUCUGGGAUCAUGGGGACCACUUUGAAGCCCAUAUGUCAUAGUACUAUAUCCGCACUGACGUUUCUUUAAAUGAAUGAUGAAAGAAGUCUGGGAUCUCAGUACAGCAAUAUGUGGAGGGCCAGUCCUUGUCAAUGGUGUAUGUAAUUUUUUUCCCAAGGGUCUAUGUAGUUGGGGAAGGAUUCAACACAAAAAUGAUAGGCUCCAUUAAAUGCAUAGCUGUAUGUAAACAUCAUUACAUCACUGCAAGGCUAAUCAGUGGUCAUCUUCUGUUUCAAAAGAAUGCAUCACUUUGAUAGCUAAAAUUUUAGAUUUAUAGAAAGUGAAAUCCACUGCACUCUGCAGUGGAUUUUUUUUUUUUUUGCCAGCAUUUUAUUUUAUUUGAGUUUUUUUUUCCUGUUUGUUUUUGGUGUGUGUAGGGGGAGGUAAUUAGAUUUAUUCUUUUUUUUUUUUUUCAGAGGAGGUACUGGAGAUUGAACCCAGGACCUUGUGCAUGCUAAGCAUGCGCUCUCCUGCUUGAGCUGUACCCUCCCCCCUGCUCUCUUUUCUAAGGAGAAAACUUUAAAGUGUUUUUACCAAAACUUCAGUGAUGCAUUACCAACUUCCCCUGAUGGACUUGUAAAUGUUUGCUGCUUAUUUGUGAAUAAAAUAACAUUUUUGAAUUAAA